CAGAGCUCUUUCUCUCUCUAACGAAGCUUCGUGGAAGCUCACUAUGGCUUCCUACUCCCUCCCUCCAUUUAACCCUCCUUCACACUCCUUGUCUCAGCCAUCACGCCUCAACCCUCUCUCAAUUCAUCUCUAUCAUCGCAUCGUCUCUACGCACUAGCGCUUUUGGACCAUCACCAACACCGAUUACUCCGCCAUGAAGCUCGCCAAAAUCCACAAGCUCUUCAAGACCCGGAAAUCCCCUUCCGUCUCCAGAUCCGACACCGAUCCGCCCUCCUUCAGCUCUCAGGCGACGUCUUCUUCCUCCUCCUCGUCGGAGGACGUGUUUAAGAAGCCGAUCGGCUCCACCACGCCCAACAGCGUGCUCCCCUCCGACCUUCACCUGGACCUGAAACAGGCCUUCCAGAUGAUCGAUCGCGACGGCGACGGCAAAAUCGAGAAGGGGGAGCUCGAGCGGCUCCUGCGCCGGAUCGGGGCCGAGCCGCCGAGCCAGGAGGAGCUGAAGCUCAUGCUGAACGAGGUGGACAGCGACGGCGACGGUUGCAUCAGCCUCGACGAAUUCUACGCAAUCAGCUCGCCAGCGUGUGACGGCGAGAUGAGAGAAACGUUCGACUUCUUCGAUUCGGAUCGCGACGGGAGGAUCACGGCGGAGGAGCUCCUGGAGGUUUUUAAGACGAUCGGCGACGCGGGGUGCACGUUAGAGGAGUGCCGGCGCAUGAUAAGAGGGGUAGAUAGAAACGGGGAUGGGUUCGUGUGCUUCCAGGACUUUACUAGAAUGAUGGACGUGCAGCAAGUAUGAUUAUUCAAAUUUUUCAUAUAUAAAUAUAUAAUCCUCUUUUUUCAUUUUACCACUUCUUUCCGGGAAACAAAAGAAAAGAAAUUCGUACUCCAUGAAUUUGCUGCUAUAGAUCUUCAGUCUUCUAUUUUCA
Messenger RNA from Salvia hispanica, 926 nucleotides. Its product is annotated as Calcium-binding EF-hand family protein. Gene Ontology annotation, molecular function: calcium ion binding. NCBI's taxonomy places the organism in Eukaryota, Viridiplantae, Streptophyta, Magnoliopsida, Lamiales, Lamiaceae. The record is from RefSeq and is a predicted model, not a curated record.